ACGGUGCGCGACAUAUCCACAUUACCCACUCUCAAACAUUGUAGUCAGACCUUGAUUUCUGUGACAGGAUGACGUUAGACAAACUGUUAUCACAAAUGGGUGCGGGGAAACAGCUUAUGGAAAGAUUCUCGGAAUACGGCGCUCCAGGUCAAGAACAACUGUUUUACGGAUAUGAGCCACCCGCAACCGUGCCGCAUCAUGUGCAUGAACACGAAGUCAUACAUAAAUAAUGCGUUACUUUUUUUUUUCAGUAGCUACGGAGGCCAUGGCGGAGGAGGCGGCCAUCACAAAAGCAGCGCGGCCAUGUCUGCGCUCACCUUGCUGGCUUUCCUCUUCUUCCUGCACAUUCUGGAGCAGUGCAUCAAAGACCACAUGACGGCCAUGAACACCCCACAGAUCAUGAUUGUCACCGGCGGCAGAGAAGGUGAAACGUUACUCAAAAAGUCCGACGUCCAAAAACUGGACAAAUCCGGACUGACGCACGUCGAUAAACGCAUCGAAUCGAACGACAAUAAAAUCACUGACGGUGUCGUGGAAAAGUUGACGAAAAUCAACACAGCAGAACCACCAAAAGGCAGCCUCAAACUUCGGAAUACAUACCAAAGUUACAGCAACAAAACCUUGGAUUUCGGUGGAUUUGUUAGCGCGAUGGAUUAUAAAUAAAAAAAUUGUUAAAUAAUAAAA
Messenger RNA from Plodia interpunctella (Indianmeal moth), 684 nucleotides. RefSeq lists its product as uncharacterized. The transcript is spliced from 3 exons. NCBI's taxonomy places the organism in Eukaryota, Metazoa, Arthropoda, Insecta, Lepidoptera, Pyralidae. The record is from RefSeq and is a predicted model, not a curated record. The coding region runs from base 172 to 663 and encodes 163 amino acids.